Vidua macroura (Pin-tailed whydah) is the source of this 2298-nucleotide messenger RNA. RefSeq names its product collagen alpha-1(I) chain-like. The transcript is spliced from 3 exons. The coding region runs from base 1 to 2298 and encodes 765 amino acids. Lineage: Eukaryota; Metazoa; Chordata; Aves; Passeriformes; Viduidae. The record is from RefSeq and is a predicted model, not a curated record.
AUGACCGGCCGCCCCUCCGCCGCGCCCCCCGGGGCUCGGAGUCGCCGCUGCUUCGGCGGGCACCGGGCGGGGGCUGCGGGCACGUGCACGGCGGUGCGGGCCGGGCGCGCUCGGGGCACGCUGCCCCCGCGCCCCCAGCGCGCCGCAGGCGGGGGCGACGGGGAGGGCUGCGCCGCUUCCUCGCCGUCCCCCCCACCACGGCAGGAUUCAGCGGGCUCCGCCGAGCAGCCAUUUUCUGCAGCUGCUUCUCCACCAGAGCUCAGCCGAGCGGCGGGACCGGGCGGCGGCACAGCCCAGGGGACCCCCGCCCCGCUGCCCUCCGCCGGGACGGGCGGCCCCGAGCCCGGGCGGGCGGGGCCGGGGGUGGCCGGGCUACGCCGCAGGGCUCGCCGUGACAAUCCCACCCUUUCCCCGCCAUUUUGUUACCGUGCUGGCGUUUUCCCAAAGCAGAGACUGAGCGGGAGCCUUGGGAACGGGCCCCCGUUGUGCCGGGGCGGGCGCCCCCCGCGACCCGUGUCCCCGUUCCCUCCCACCCCCGCCGCGCCGCACCUGGCAGCGGGGCUGGUCCCGGGACGCGCGGCCACCGCCGGCACCUUCCCACCGGGAUCGCCUCGCGCCCCUCGCCCGCAGCACCCGAGGGUCGUGACUGCCCGGAUCCGUGCAGGACCCUGUCACGCGGGGCUGGCACCGAGUCCCGGGCCGCUGGCCCCAAGAGGAGGAUGCCGGUGCGCGGUCCCCGGCUUCCCUUCCCGAUGGACCGGGGACGGGGGGGCUGGUCACCGCCUUCCGCCCUCCCCGUGGGCAGCGCAAGUGCCCUGGCGGCCGAGGGGACAGUCCCAUCGGGGAGGGUCCGCCGCGGGGCCGUGCCGCCCGGCACAGCACCCUUCCGCCUUGCCCGGUCUCGGUGGCGGUCCCGGCUCUCCGCGGGACCGACCCAGGCUCCCUCGCGGGAAACCCGUGGGGACAGUGGUUGGCCCACGCGAGGCCGGGCACCCCGUCGGGGCUUACGGCAUGGCCAGACCGCCGAGGAGGGUGGCAGGGGAACCGGAGGGAGGUGGCCGGGACGAACCGCGGGACAGCCCUGGCGGCGCGGGGACGGGCGGGCAGGACAGCGAAUGCCCCGACGGGGGCGGCCGGUCCCUCCACCCGCGCGGGGUUGAUGAGCGCCGGGUUGACACCAGCCGCAGAACCCCGCCGGGGGGUGCACGCCCCUCUCCCACGGCUGCAUUCCCGGCUCGGGGGAGGCGGUCGGAUGUGACAAUACGCGGGGGACCCCGGUGCGGCGGCGACGGAUGCUCCGUGCGAGUGGGAGCGGAGCGCGGCGGGGCCGGUGCGUGCCCCGGGCUGGGCCUCCGGAGCCGAGCGGCGGCGGAGGGCGGAGAACGAGCGGGGAAGGAGGGGGCUCCUGCAGUGCUGCAAUGCAGCGCCGCGCCGAGCCCGCCGGCCCGGCCGCGCUCCGCCGCCCGUCACUGCGGCAAUGCGGAUGGAAGCCCCGCCCGGGCUGGGCCGAACCGGUCCGGGCAUCCCCUGCCUGGUCGGGCCGCACCCUGCCCCACACGCGCCGGGCUGCCGCUCUCCCCCGCUUCCUCGGCCCCGUUUCGUUUUCCUCCUGCCCCUGCCGGGACCGCGGGACGUUUCCUCCCGCGGCGGGACGCAGCCGGCUUAUGUCCCCAGGACGGCCCGCUCGCCCUCUGUUUGGGGGCUCGGAGGGACCCUCAUCCUGCCUCCGGCGCCGAACGCCGGCGGACGCCGCCAGCAGCCACCCUGGGGGCCCCCUCCAGCACCCCGACUUCUCUCUGCGUCUCCCCUCGACGCCGGGACUUGCGAAGUCCCCGGUGCUGCACCCACUCGGGGCGGAUCCCUGGUCUCUGCCCUGCUCCGUUCCAGUUUCUCCCGGGAGAAUCUCCCUCCUCCCUACCUAUCCUCCCCCACGGUCUCUGUGUCCCCAUCUCCUUCUCAUUGUCCCCGCUGACCCCGCUGCUCAGUCCAGCAGCAAUCAGCGCUGCGGGGCCCCACGCGGGGUGGGGGGUCCCACCUCGGCUUCGCUUCCCCGCGGCUGCCAUCAGACACUCGGAAUCGCAGCACCGCGGCCGCUCGUGGGAGCACCCGGUGAGCGGGAGCCCCGCGCCGCAGCCGCCUCUCCCCCCCUUCCCGAGGUGCCCGUGUGUGGUGAUGUGCGGGCAGAGCCCUGUGCCACAGCUCCCGCUGGCACCGAGAGAGCGGCGGUGCCCGCCGCGGAGCUUUGCCGGGAACUCCUCGGCCAGUGCUGAAUGCGUCCGGGGGCAGAGCGACCCCUGA